CUUAAAUUUGUACAGAGCAGACGACUUAUCGCCAUUUUACCCAGGUAAUUGAAGAAUAACGUAGGGAGUACGAAAUUAUAAAGAUGUUGACUGUAAGAUCAGCUUUACGAGGAUUCACCAGAUCCUUCAAAACUACUGCUGUUAACAAAAGUGAUCACGGGCCAGAAGGUUUUCCCGGUGCCAACUUACCUUUUAGCAUCGACAACAGAUACAAGUUAUGUGCAAUUUUCAUUACUUUCUUUGGAAGUGGAUUUUCUAUUCCUUUCUUUGUUCUUCGUUACCACUUAACGAAGUAAUAUGUGUAUUACAGCAUUAACAUUAAUAAAUUAGUCUAAUACUGUUGCAAAACAUGUAAUAUGUACCAUAGAUUUAUAAUAAAAAUAUUGUAAAAUAAA
This is a messenger RNA of Bombus pyrosoma, 395 nucleotides long. RefSeq names its product cytochrome c oxidase subunit 7C, mitochondrial (gene COX7C). The record is from RefSeq and is a predicted model, not a curated record. The transcript is spliced from 3 exons. Gene Ontology annotation, biological process: mitochondrial electron transport, cytochrome c to oxygen. Lineage: Eukaryota; Metazoa; Arthropoda; Insecta; Hymenoptera; Apidae. Bases 84 to 296 code for a protein of 70 amino acids.